CCGACGUGGAGCAGGAGCUGCUGUUUCCGGACUAAGAUGGCGGCAGCGAGGGCUCUGAGGAGCUGUAGUUGGAGCGCCCGGCACCUGCAAGAAAAUCUAUCAGGAUAACAAUAAAACAUUUUAACCAAGUCAUAGGCAUCAUGAUGUAAUCACCUGCUUGGACCCAGUCAGAGUUGUGUUCAUCAUAUUCAAAUGUGCAGUAGUGUUCAUGUUGUGAAGCCAAAAUAUACAUGUCUCUUUGGUUAUUCUUCUUUCAAGUUUAGUCAUCCACAUCGGUUAUUGAGAACAACUAGUACUGUAAAUGGACAGAUCCUUCAGUUUAAACUCUCAGACAUUGGAGAAGGGAUUACAGAAGUGACAAUUAAAGAAUGGUAUGUAAAAGAAGGAGAUACUGUGUCUCAGUUUGAUAGCAUCUGUGAAGUACAAAGUGAUAAAGCUUCUGUUACCAUCACUAGUCGCUAUGAUGGUAUCAUUAGAAAACUCUACUAUGGUGUAGAUCAGAUUGCCCUUGUGGGGAAGCCAUUAGUAGACAUAGAAACAGAAACUUUAAAAGGAGUAGACAGAACAAGAGACAGAACAAAACUGGUUAAUAAAGAUUCAGAAGAAGAUGUUGUUGAAACACCUGCAGUGUUUCAUGAUGAACAUACCCAUCAGGAGAUAAAGGGCCACAAAACACUAGCAACUCCUGCAGUUCGUCGCCUUGCCAUGGAAAACAAUAUAAAACUGAGUGAAGUUGUUGGAACAGGAAAAGACAGUAGAAUCCUUAAAGAAGAUAUUCUCAAUUAUUUGGCAAAGCAGACAGGAGCUAUUUUACCUCCAUCACCAAAGUCUGAAAUCAUCCCACCUUUACUAAAAUCUGAAACAAUUCAGUCUAUUCCUGUACCAGUAUUAAAACCUAAAGUAUUUACAGGCAAAGAUAGAACAGAGCCCAUAACAGGCUUUGCGAAAACUAUGGUCAAGACCAUGUCUAUGGCCAUGAAGAUUCCUCAUUUGGGUUAUUGUGAUGAAGUUGACCUUACUCAGUUGGUUAAGCUACAAAAAGAAUUAAAGCCCAUAGCUUUAGCCCGUGGAAUUAAACUCUCCUUUAUGCCUUUUUUCUUAAAGGCUGCAUCUUUGGGAUUAUUGCAAUUUCCUAUCCUCAAUGCUUCAGUGGAUGAAAACUGCCAGAAUAUAACAUAUAAGGCUUCUCAUAAUAUUGGAAUUGCUAUGGAUACUGAACAAGGGCUUAUUGUCCCCAAUGUGAAAGAUGUUCAAUUCCGUAGUGUGUUUGAGAUUGCCAUUGAGUUAAAUCGUCUACAGAAACUGGGUUCUACAAAUCAUCUGGGAACUGCUGAUGUCACAGGGGGAACAUUUACGUUGUCCAACAUUGGAUCAAUUGGUGGUACCUAUGCCAAACCAUUGAUAUUGCCACUGGAAGUAGCAAUUGGAGCUCUUGGAGCCAUAAAGACUGUGCCUCGGUUUAAUGAGAAAGAUGAAGUAAUCAAAACACAGAUAAUGAAUGUGAGCUGGUCCGCUGAUCAUAGAAUUAUUGAUGGUGCUACAGUGGCUCGAUUCUCUAAUUUAUGGAAAUCCUACUUGGAAAAUCCAGCUUCUAUGUUGCUAGAACUGAAAUAAACAUCGAUUUGAAACAUUCUUGAACUUUCUGGGCAUCAGAAGAAUGUAUAAAACCUAGCUAUGCUAGAACACAUUCUCUAUUGAAGUUCAUAUUAUGUGAAUGAUUAUAUUACAUGACCAAGAUCCCACAGUAAAGUGCCAAUCUCUCUUACCAUGUUGCAGCUUUUAAACUUAAAUGGGUGGCUUUAUUGUAGCUCUCCUAAGGUUGCCAAAUUUUAUAAAACAGUGUGAUGUGUAACAUCUUAAUGUAGUGCUGAGAUCUUAAAUGUAAGGGAUGCUGGUAACAACAAGACUGACAUUACUGAAAACUAAUAUUUAUAUAUGCUAUCUCAGUAUGGUAUUUUAACUGUCUCUUAAGGGUUGGGAAAAUGAAUUUAUAUACAAUAAUAUUUCUCUGCCUAGUAUUAAUUGUACAAAUUCUUAAAUAAAGUGCACUUAUGUUUAUCUUUAAAGAUGUUCAGUAGACUUCUAUUAUUCAGUAAUGUUAUUUUCAUUCCUAUAAAUGUCUCAUCCCUUAUAAACACUACCUUAAACCUUAAAAGUGGGAAAACUGAAAUGAUCUUAAAGAAAUCCUGAAAUUAUAUUUUAGAACUAAUUCCCCACUAUCUACCUUCUCUAUUUCUCUAUAUAUGAUACUGGAGAAAGUCAUACAACUAUGCUAACUGGGUCCACUGCAAAUUUGUUAACCUAAUCUCAGCUGAGCAAUCGCCAUUGCACAGCAACCUUUUUAUUCUUCCCUAAUUAAUUAUCAUGCUCUCUAGAGUAGUUUUUCCAAACCUAACUUUCUCUCCUAAAUCUCUUCUUAUUACCCUUUCUGCUCUCCUUGUCUCUUGCCUUACUAGGAAAAUAGAGAUAUCUGCCAUAAGCUUCCUCUUAAGGAUUUUCUAGAAUCCCUUUCACACACUUGGGAUUCUAGAAAAAACAGGCCUACCAGCUGAUCUAAGCUCCACAUUCCAUCACUUGUCCUCAAGUCUUUUUUUAGGCUAUCCUCUGUGCCUGGAAUGCCUUCCUUCCUCACCAUAGCUUCCAUCAAAGCUGAGCUCUGGUGCCACCAUUUCCUGUGUAAAGACUUUCUCUCUUCUCCCCAGUUGUUGGUGUUCCUCUUUCCUUCAAAUUAUUUUGUAUUUUUUGUACACAUGUUGUAUCCCCCAGUUGGAUGGAAGCUCCUUCAGUGUAGGAACUACUUCCAAUUUUUUGUCCUUUUUUUGUCUUGGUAUUCCCAUUUCCUAGCACAGUGGCUUGCAUAUGAUACAAGUUGAAGCUUAAUAAAUGUUGAAUUAUCAGUAAAUUCUUUAAGGAUAAUUAUCUAAAUCAGCUUUCUAAUGUUCUUGAUCCUUAUAAAAUUGUAGUUUGGGGAUUCUUUAACAAUCAUCUCAGUGUUACUAAUUUAAAGGAAUACAUUUUGAGAAAUUUAUUCAUUUCUUAUAUGGGAAAAUCUUGUAGCUCUUCAUUUUACAUGUAGCAGUUUCUUCCCUUUCCCUCUCUCUGGGAUUUUACUGCCUUCUUUAUUGCCCCUGCUGAACCAAAAUAGUGUAAGCAUUUAUUACUAAGCACUGGUAACAAGAAGUUAUUUUUUCUUGUUCUUAGGAGGAAACUAAGUAAUAGGGGAAAGGCAAACCAAGGACAAUUAGAGUAGAAAGAGAACAAAUAAAAUACACUGUGUUAGCUGGGGAAUUUUUUGUCCCUGUGUGUUCAAAGCAAAUAUGUGGAUGACCAGCUUGUGAGGGACAUUGGAAAAAGGGCUUAUGCAUCCUUGACCUUGGUAACCUAUAAGGUCUUUUCUAACUCUGGAAACUUUUCCAACUCUGUGAUUUUAGAAUAAAAAUAGAAAAUGAUUGAGCAAUCUAAUAGAUUCCCUCUGUAGCAUUAAAGGGAGCAUGAGCCAAGGUUGACUUUCAUUCAGAAAUACAAACUUGUUUUAAUGCUGUGCAAUUGAAUGUCACGUGCUAAAUAUAUUGACUCAAGGUUUGUGAUAUUAAAAGAGAGAAAGGCUUCAUGUUUGUAUCAGCAUUUUGAUUUAUAGUUCUAAUGAAAAAAAUUAAACCACUUAAAGAGAAUCUGAGCAUAGGAGAGAGAGUUGACUUUCAAAUGUAUAGAAUUGUAAUAAUUUUGCACUUAAUUCAUUAUUGAAAAGUAUAUUGUAUUAUCUGAUUUAAAAGAAAAAUUCAUGUAUCUUUUGGAAUGGAAUUUUUCAAUAAAAUUUUUAAUAAUCUUU
Molecule: messenger RNA, 3829 nt
Organism: Phascolarctos cinereus (koala)
Lineage: Eukaryota; Metazoa; Chordata; Mammalia; Diprotodontia; Phascolarctidae
Gene: DBT
Product: dihydrolipoamide branched chain transacylase E2
Cellular component (GO): mitochondrion; cytoplasm
Molecular function (GO): lipoic acid binding; acetyltransferase activity
Source: RefSeq, a predicted model, not a curated record